Messenger RNA from Aspergillus piperis CBS 112811, 851 nucleotides. RefSeq lists its product as uncharacterized. The transcript has 4 exons. Gene Ontology annotation, biological process: defense response to fungus. The coding region runs from base 308 to 586 and encodes 92 amino acids. Lineage: Eukaryota; Fungi; Ascomycota; Eurotiomycetes; Eurotiales; Aspergillaceae. The record is from RefSeq and is a predicted model, not a curated record.
CAGGACUUCACUUUCCUGCUCUCAAGUGGCUUACCGCGAUCCUUCUGCGUGACUAUGAAGUCCCAGUCGUAUUACUAACGACUCGACUACCUCACCUAAGUAAUCAUACGAACUGACUAUCCCACCAGUGUCGCCUCAAUGGUGACUGCUUCAGAGUGAGGAUAGUAUUUGUCAAAUAUGGCAAGAGUAUCCCGAACUGCCAGAGUAUAUAAGACACUGUCACGGCGCUUCAAUUCACAAGUAUCAUCUCCAUCAACUCAACACAGUAUCGCAAUCAUAUCUCAGAAGAAACAAAUUAGUCUUCAAAAUGCAACUCACCAGCAUCGCCAUCAUCCUCUUCGCCGCAAUGGGCGCCAUUGCAAACCCCAUCGCGACCGAGUCGGACGACCUCCUUGCCCGGGACGCGCAGCUGAGUAAAUACGGCGGAGAAUGCAGCCUUGAGCACAACACCUGCACAUACCGAAAGGAUGGAAAGAACCACGUCGUCAGCUGUCCUUCGGCUACGAAUUUGAGGUGCAAGACUGAUCGCCACCACUGCGAAUACGAUGACCACCACAAGACGGUGGAUUGCCAGACUCCUGUUUGAAUCAGUUAUCAGCACUCUGGGCUGUUUUGAAUAUUUCUCUGGCUUGUCAUAGGCAUGAGACUUUAUCGUGCCUUUCAACAAUGCCGAUGGUCUUGUGUCAAUAUGGGCUGGGGUCAGCUGUGGGUUUCUAUGUUGGGAUUGGUUACGUUGCUCAUCAGCAAUCAUUGUUGUUAUCGCGCUCGUUUGGUAUCUAGCUAGCUCUACCUUUAUCUGAAAGUUGUUCGUUCAUUAUAGAAAGCUUGCAUCGUAGCUUAAUGACUAUUUG